Ruditapes philippinarum (Manila clam) is the source of this 1272-nucleotide messenger RNA. RefSeq lists its product as uncharacterized. The annotation marks the transcript as partial. The record is from RefSeq and is a predicted model, not a curated record. NCBI's taxonomy places the organism in Eukaryota, Metazoa, Mollusca, Bivalvia, Venerida, Veneridae. The transcript is spliced from 9 exons.
GAGUUGAUUCUUAAUCAACGAACCCUCUACAAACUGCAUCAAGAUAAUGAUUUUGAAUGGUAUUUCAUUGACUGUAAGCGUUCACUUGAGGUAGUUAUGAUUGACAUCAAGUCUUCACAUUUGGGAAAUACCUAUUUCAAGUGUUUUGUUAGCGAUGUACCUGUGACUUUACAGGAAUCUUCAGCUUGUAACACAGAAACUACCACUCUUCCUGGAAAAGUAUAUCUAAGGAGAACACGAGGUCGUUUUUUUACAUUUGCAUUGAAAGAAACCAUAACAGGCGACAUGUCAUUUCUGGUUUUCAUAUCAAGUAUAGAAGCUCAAAAUGGUGAGGCAUGCUUUGAGAGUAUUGAAUUAGACGACGACAAACAGGUACCAAAAAGUCAGCUCACUGUUUCUUCUGGAACCACAAAACGAAUACCUACAAAUACAAACACUAUUUUUACUGGUUGGAUUCAUGAUGCUACAGAUCCGACACCGUGGAUUUUGGUGGAUUUAAUUGCUGUAACAACAAUAGAAGGAGUUGGUACUUACGUUUCCAAAGAAUGUGACAUGUGGGCUACUUUCAGGUUAUAUGUCGGCAACAAUAAGGAUAAACUACAGUUAUACAAGGACAUGGAAUUUAAAAUAUUCCCACCUGAAAACUUGUGGAACAUAGAUCAAGUGUUUAUUCUUCCAAAACCAAUCCAAGGAAGAUACUUAAAACUCAAACAUUCACACGAAAUGCCAACAAGCAAAUCUAGAUGUCUUAAUUUCAAAUUGUUCGGGUGUAAACUGACACGAAUAACUGACAUCCAUAGCGACAAAUCAUCUGAAAUGAUGCCUCUUCUUGAACAUGGAUUGCUAUCUGGAGAUUCAACUGUCUUAAAAACAAAUCUUACGAGAUGUAUCGAACUUUGCAGUAUUCAGACUAUUUGUAGAGUUGCCAGUUUUAAGAACCGGGUGAGACGGAGGGACCGGGUGAGACGGAGAAAAGGAAUUUGUAAUCACUACAUGAAUAGUCCGAUUGGAUUAUGGAAAAGUAUUAAGAUAAUCAAUGAUAGGCAUUGUUUUGCAAAACUUCAAAACAUUGUACACAUGAUAUCGUUCCCUAGAGCUAAACACAAAGAUGGAUCAUUCUUUGGCCACAUACAGUACGUAGAUACAGACUCAAUUAUAACUUCCUUAAGUUACCCCUUUAGGACAAUUGUGAACAGUGAUCUACAAUGGAUUGUAAACUUCAAACCACAUCAAUUUGCCAAAAUGGUUUUCACAAACGUCACUUUAUCAGAG